AUGGCCGCUUUGGAUGUGGAGAGCAGCUGGACCGAGGCUCUGGCCAAUCACAAUGUGACAGCAAUCGUUAACUGGAUUCGAGCAGACUUUGCUGAAAGUAGUGCAGGUGUGGAUGGCAGUCUGGCAAAUUUUGGUGCCUGGAUUCAGGAAAUGGCUGAUGUCAACAAGAAAGAGUUAAUGACACUCUGCUUUGGCUGCUGCAGGGGCCUGUGGAUGUACCUGGACCAGCAGUCUUUCACCAGGAUCCACCUAGUUCUAAAGAGGCUGAGGAACCUGCUGUCAUUGGCCAGGUGGGGGAGGAGCCAAGUCAGCUCCACCCACUGCUGGCCAGUGAUGGAGGGGGAGCACUGGGACUGGGAGCGCCCGGCCCUGGAGCAGCACAUUUGGCUGGGCUGCCUGGUGCAAUGGUGGGGCACUACAGGACUUCUACCCAAGACUCCUGAUUGUCAUGGAACAAAACGCAUCUCUCAGAUGUGGCGGGAGAUGGAUCAGAACCACAGGAGGGCUUGGCAGGAGUCACCAGGAGAGGAGAAAGAGGGAAGUUCACUGAUCCAGGGUAUGGUGUCUACAGUAAACAAACAGCACGGGCCCGUAUGGACAUCUGGUGCCACCCCGUCACAAUGUUACCCUCCACCCAGUCUCCAGGCUCUUCUGAAGCUUGUGCUGGUGCCACGGAUAGACACUGCAUCUGUACAGGCCAUUCUUAUGUACUUUGUUUUGGAUGUUACCAACUUCCUCCAGUGCAGGGACGACCUUCUGAAGUCAUUCUCCCAUGCCUUUUCCAUCCCACCGGCUUUCAGUCAACAGAUCAAAGGGGUGUGGCUGCUCGACCGCGGCUUGAUAUCUCAGUCCAUGGACUUGCUGCUCAGCCCCAGAUCCAGACAUCCCUGGCUCUCCUUGCAACACCGCCCCAUUGUUGAGGCUUUGCUAAGGAGAGGAGAGGCCCAGAGCGCUCUCAGGUACCUCUGCUGGAAUAAACCUGCCACUGGAGAGAUGCAGGACUUUAAGCUUCACGUUGACGUCUUCCUGCAAAACAGGUGUGUCAGUGAGGCCUGCUCCUUCCUGAAGCGUAGCAAGGUGUGGAAUGAUGACAUCAUCGGACGCUUCCUUUGUGGGUGUGGGAAACUGGACUUGUGUUUGUACUCUACUGCCAACAUGGCAACAAUGGACAAGGGGCUGUCUGACUUGCGCCAAACAGGAAGUCAAAGUGCACUGUCUGGUCAAGGUGGAGAAGCCUUGCAGCAAGCAGAGAAGUUUAUUUUGAAAGAGCCUGGACAAGAAAUCACAGGACCUCCACGGACACUCUCCGCCAGGCUAUACAGCUCCCAGGGCUCUCUCUCCUCUGCGGAUGUGGUCACUCUACUGAGACAGUCUGUGCUGGAACUGGAGAAACUCCACCUACCCGCGAGGAACAGCUGGGACGUCGUUUGGCCGAAGCACGUGGAGAAGACGCCGGAUCGUCCCGCCCUGUCAUCGUGCCAUGUUCAUUCUAGCCCUCCAUCUGUGGCCUCCAGCUGUGAGCGCAGUCUACAGUCCAGUGAUGAGGAAAAUAAGCCACCGCCAUUUAUGGAUUCACCAGCGGAGUGCGACUCCCACUCCCCGUCUGUGGACAAUUCUGAGUCUGUGCCCACCUUCACCUCGGUGUUCACCACAGUGGUUCUCCCCAGCGUGGAUGACUUGUCUGAGGACAAAGGAUUUUGGGCCCCACAGAUCGGCCCACGUGCACUAUCUUGUGACAGGGAAUUCCAAGGUGCACACCAGGAGACCUCAAGGUACUGCAGUGAACCUUGCUUUGAGGUCCUUGACUGCCCUGACAGAAUCCUGGCACUGGAGGACACCGCCUACCCUGUCACCUUCAACAGCCUGAGCAAAGAAACUGCAGAGGACCUGAUUUGUGCUGUUAUCUGUGAGGCAGAGGGUGCUACAGGAUUUCCUCUAGACAUUACCUGUACAACAGAUGCAAGAGGAAACAGGGGCAGACUCAAUCUCCAUCCUCAAUCCUACAGCAAUGAAGACAAUCAAUCAACACUAUCAGCCCCUGACAGUCUAAAGAAGAGUGACAACUUCCUCUCUUCUGAGUAUGAAAAGUUGGGCUACACCAACCUUGUGCCAGAGGAGAUAUACCCAGACCUGAAGUCUGAAGGUCUGAGGAGUGGUGUGUGCUCUCACCAAAAAUCCAAGAAGUUAUUCUCCCAGGAUCCCUUACCCACAAGCAGCUUUGGUUCCCACACCUUCUUGGACCUGGAGCCUCUACAGAGGGCCUCUGUAACACUGGAGGAGAGGGCGGAGAUCUUCUACAGGGGCUCCCAGGAAGCCGUGGAACAGCCAGAGAUCCUGACCGCCUGUGCCCUCAUCGAAACCAUGCCUAACUUCUCCAUCGACCUCCUCAAGCAUGGGGACGAUGGUGCCACCACCAACAAGGCCUCACCAGAGACUGGUCUGUCCAAGAGCAGGGCCUCUCUCCUGGAGGUGGAGAAGAACCUCGUAGAAAGAGUGAAAUCCAAAAAGCCCUUUUCCCUCCAGGACCCUAUCCAUAAGCUGGAGCAAAGAGAGCUGCAGGUCUCCAGAGCCCUAUCAUCUACCAGGAGUGGCCCCGCCCACAUGCCUCAGCCCUGCCACUGCGGGCAGUCCCUGGAAAAGGUCCCUGGUGGCCAGGCAUCUCCCAAGAAGGAGGCGGCAUGCUUCCAGAGCUCCUCGGAUCGCCUGGGUCACUAUAAGCUGGGGGGAGGGUGGAAGCAAGGUCUGGAGACCCCCAAGACCUCCACAGGCCUUCUGCCUGUCAUCAACCAGAUCCCCAGCAUCACACUUGAUACAAAGGGCCCUCACGUCAGCGGGCGAUCAAAGUCACACAGCGCCAUCACUUUCCAGGGGUGUCCGACCAAGCAGAAAGGGGACAAGCACGAAACCAAAGAGGUGGGAAAGGACGAACCUGUUGGGAGGGGCUCCUUUGAAUUCCUCCGUCAUGCAGAGGGGUAUUUGGGCAGUCAGCGUGGGGCUUUCGUCAGGAGGGGCAAAAGAGUAAAAAAGGUUUGAGGUUUUAUAAUGGAUUUCCUUCAUCUCCACACUCUCCACGCUGGUAUCAAUGAGAAACCGGUGACCACUUCUGAAAGGUAGAGUUCCUCUGUUCACAAACCAGACUUCUCUUUUUCUUAUGUUCUCAAAAAACAAACAAACAAAAAAAAGAAACGGACUGCGGAUUGACAGCAGAUCUGACUGUUGUGUUUGUGUCAGCUGUUCGUGACUGGGGUUGUUGAUGCCAGAGCUCAAGAUAAAAGGCGUGAGCAGCUGUGUGUGCCAGCAGUGUCAAAACCACUUGAAACACGCUGAGUUGUCACUGCAGAACUCAAUCUCAACCUUGGGAAUUGUGAGCUUGGAAACCAUUGUCAGUGGGUAUAGAUGCAGCAUAUGUUGUAAAUUUUCAGAUAAGCAAAUAUUUUCUAAUUUUUUUUGAGGAAAUAAACAAUUCCUGACAUGAAAGGCCUUCAUGAUGCAUUUAUUUGACUAUAUAGCCGGUCUGUGUUUAAUCUUAUUUUG
This is a messenger RNA of Anguilla anguilla (European eel), 3534 nucleotides long. RefSeq lists its product as uncharacterized. The transcript has 19 exons. The coding region runs from base 1 to 3033 and encodes 1010 amino acids. Lineage: Eukaryota; Metazoa; Chordata; Actinopteri; Anguilliformes; Anguillidae. The record is from RefSeq and is a predicted model, not a curated record.